This is a messenger RNA of Hermetia illucens (black soldier fly), 1924 nucleotides long. RefSeq lists its product as uncharacterized. The record is from RefSeq and is a predicted model, not a curated record. Lineage: Eukaryota; Metazoa; Arthropoda; Insecta; Diptera; Stratiomyidae. The transcript has 2 exons. The coding region runs from base 394 to 1446 and encodes 350 amino acids. Gene Ontology annotation, cellular component: nucleus; transcription regulator complex. Gene Ontology annotation, biological process: regulation of transcription by RNA polymerase II.
CCUUCCCUUCAUCCACUGUCAGACGUCAUAUCAUUGGCAAAUUUGUUUUGUUUGUGCUGCAGUCACUCAUGUUUGUAAACAAUUUCGUCAAGAUUUCUGUUGAUUAAUUUCGCGCAAUUCCUAACUCAUUCUAUUUACGUUUCAAGUUGUAAGUUCCUUUCUAAUCACCGUUGACGUCAUUGAAACUUUGGACACUGCCAUUAAGGCGGAAUUGCCGCGAUUCGUGAUUUUCGUCCUAAAGCAGAUGGAAUUCGAAGGCGGUAUGCGUUUAGUUGUAAUUUUCGGGCUUUUCUUGUCAUGCUGUAGUAGGAAAAGAGCUUAAAAUGAGAUGAUUGGCGUGCGCAAUAAAGUAUAAAACGAGAACGUUCCCUGCGCGCAAAAUUCUAGUGAAACAUGGACGAGGAACUUAUCAAGGAAGUGGAGCAGCACGCAGUUAUCUACAACCGGCAGAAGUACUUCCUGAAUAACGUUGGGCCUGGACAGUAUGAGACUAAAGACGAGGCGUGGAGUACAAUCGCUCAUAAGUUGGGAACAGACGUUGAGACCUGCAAAAAACGAUGGAAAUAUCUGCGCGAACGAUACGUGCAGCAGCUCAAGCAAGGCAUCCCGCCGACCUACGAACACCUUUCCCGCCCUUAUCUUGAGAAAAUGAAGUUUCUCGACCAACACAUUCAACCGAGGAAGUCAUAUAGGAACAUGUCGAGCUUUUUGCCGUCACCGAAUGCGUCUUUUGUCGAAUAUAUGGAUUCACGGUCGAAUGGCUCCAUGCAUAACAACAGUACCCCAUAUCCAAACUAUCACGAAAAUAUGGUAUCUAAUAUUAAGGUCGAACCAACAACAUUCCAAAACUUUGCAUCUGCAAGCAGCGGUACCUCCCCCACGGAUCAACAUAACCCACCAUCAUCUCAUCAUCCCCCCAAUUCGAGCACUGCUUCGUCAGCAACCCACCCAAACCCGCAAUCUAAUCAUUCCGGUCCGCAUUCCAGCGAUAACCGCGAAAACGAUGUCAUCCCACGCAUUCCAUCGUCAUCUUCGUCCCUUAAAUCCCCACUGUCCUCGCCUCAAGCGUCCGGUCAUCAAGAUAUGAAUGAAAGCAUGAAACGAGCGCGGUUAGCUACGAAUCCGAUUCCGCGACGAAAUGAAGAUCCAGACGACUCGUCAGAUAACGAUGAAGGUCCUCCGCACCCAUCGCUUCAGCAACGACAGCAGCAGGAAUUGCUCAUGAAUGAAACAUUGCGACGGAGGAACUGCCGGAAUGAUCCCUCACAGCCACCGAGUAAUGAUUUCCUCUAUUCAUUUUACCAAAGGUUCAUGCCGCCGAAUCAGAUGAGAUGUUCGGAACAACUUCUCGGGGAGCUAGUCACCUCAGAGCUCCUGAAGAUGAGCAAGGAGAAGCGCAAGAUUGCGCAGCGACGCAUUCUGGAAGUUUUGUUUUUCGAUGACUGAUAGCGGGGGAACGAUAUCAGUUCUGAGGAAUUUGAUAUGCAAAUGAUUAGGCACACACAAUUCAAUUGGUCACAAAUGGUUUGGAAUCGUCCCAACGAGUGCACGUUGGGUUUGUUUUAGUCCUUGUUCAUGCGGGUGGGUUUCAAACGUUAUUCCGCGCGAUCUUAUCACGUUGUAGAUUUCCAUUCAGACUUUUUUUCCGUUAAAGUAUUCUGCACCGCUUUUAUUUCGAAUUGUGUGAGAAAAUGCUCCCCAAAAGUUUACCAUAUUUAAAUGAAAAUUAGCUUUGUUACCGUCGAUUUCGUUCUUUAUUCGAUUAAGUAUGUAUUUUAGGAAUAGCUGAAAGUGUUACAAAAAUGUAAAAGUCAGAAAUAUAUUUAGAUAUUGUGAUGAUUCUUGUGAAUUAGGUUACAUAUGAACAUAUAUGUGAAAUGCGACAGACAUGUCGAAAUAAAACGAUGAAAGCAUUUUAUACAAG